Molecule: messenger RNA, 1167 nt
Organism: Entamoeba dispar SAW760
Lineage: Eukaryota; Evosea; Mastigamoebida; Endamoebidae
Exons: 1
Coding region: 1-1167 (388 amino acids)
Molecular function (GO): RNA binding
Source: RefSeq, a predicted model, not a curated record
AUGAAUUUACAUGAAAAUACACAACAACAUUCUACUUCAUUGUUAACACUUAGAAGGCAAUUAGAAGCAUUAAAAGAAUAUCAAUGUGGUGAACAUCCAAGUAGAAUUAUAUUUGUUUCAGGGAUUUGUAGAAAUGAAUAUGAAAACAUUAAAAACAAAAUCAAAGGAAGUGGAACAAUCAAAGCAGUUUAUGAUAAAUGUUUAAACUCAUAUCAUUUUAUUCUUAUUUCAUACUUUGAUCUAAGAGAUGCAAAGACAGUAUAUAGAUUACUACAAAAUAAAUAUUCAGUAUCAUAUGCAAUUGCAAAAGAUGUUUUAAAUGAUAAUGAACAAAAUCAAGGAACAAUUGUAGUAUUUAACAUUGAAUAUUCAAUCACAAAUACACAAUUAAAAGAUGUGUUUGGAAGAUAUGGAGAUAUCAAAGAAAUUCGUGAGACACCAAAUAAAAAACAUCACAAAUUUAUUGAAUAUUAUGACUUAAGAAAUGCACAGAAAGCAAUUGAAAAGUUAAACCAUUUUGAAAUGAAAGGAAGAAAAAUAAAAAUUGAACCAUCCAGACCUGGUGGAAUUAGACAACAACUCAUUUUACGUUGUGUUAAUGCAUUAAAAUUACCUAAUGAUCUUAUUGGAUUACCACCACCACAUGAAAUGAUUAAACUAAUUGAUGAAUCAAUUAAAACAAAAGAAAUAAUGAAUGAAAUAACAAAUGAAUCUUUUACUAUUUCAUUACCAAAACCAACUGUUGUUGGUGAAGAGUUAAGUAAAAGAUUUAUUGGAAAUGAAAGUGUUGGAACACCUCAUCUUAUUAAUUAUAGUGAAUCUAUUAAUCAAAUCAAAGGAAUUGGUUUAAAUGAAGGUGAAGAUGUAGAUGAAUAUAAAAGUGUUAUUGUUAUUAAUAAUAUUCCUAUGACAUUUUCUUCAAAUGAAUUAAUUAAUAGGAUAGAGAAGUGUGUUUCAUGUUUUUAUGACCAAUUUUUCUGUUUGAAACAAGAUAAUGAUUAUUACAAAGCUAUUGUGAGAGUUACUAACAAAAUGGUUAUCAAUUCAUUAUUUAAAUCUUUUGAUAAUAUAUUUCUUGAAGAUGACCAAGAUAAAUUAUGUUCUAUUCAUGAAUCACAUCUCCAAGGAAUUCAAUUUACACAUUCACUUCAUUCAUUAUUAUGUUAA